This is a messenger RNA of Pseudoliparis swirei, 3654 nucleotides long. Its product is annotated as myotubularin-related protein 7-like. Gene Ontology annotation, biological process: dephosphorylation. Gene Ontology annotation, molecular function: phosphatase activity. Bases 205 to 2196 code for a protein of 663 amino acids. The record is from RefSeq and is a predicted model, not a curated record. Lineage: Eukaryota; Metazoa; Chordata; Actinopteri; Perciformes; Liparidae. The transcript has 15 exons.
CUUUAGGACCCAGCGGCGCCGCUCAUGUGAACCUUUAGACAGCAGCAAUGUUAUGGCAGCCGUUACCUGCGCGCUACUGACCCGACAGCCCUGAGCUUUUAAUCUAUAGAUUAAUACACUCCUGUACUCAUGCUGUGCUGCUGCUAGUUGUAUCGAGACGCGUUCAGGGACCGCAGGAAGCGACUCGUCGCUCAGCUCUCUCGGAUGGAGCACAUCCGACUACCGAAGGUGGAGAACGUCAGGCUGCUUGACAGAGUCUCCCCCAGAAGAAGUAGGGUGGGCACCCUCUACCUGACGGCCACGCACACCAUCUUUGUGGAGAACGAGGCUGGAGUGCGCAAUGAAACCUGGGUGCUUCACAGUCUGGUGUUCAGCGUGGAGAUGCAAGCCGCCUCGGCCUCGGGAUGCUCUCUGCUCGUCCGCUGCAAGAACUUCCAGGUCCUUCACUUCGUCGUCCCCCGGGAGCGGGAGUGCCACGAUGUCCACCUGUCCCUGCAGCGUCUCUCCCAGCCAGAGCGCUGCGAGGAGCUGUACUGCUUCUCCUAUAAACCCAACGUCGACGAGGCGGAGAGGCGGCAGGAAUGGGACUUUUUGGACCCCAAGGCUGAUUACAGCAGAAUGGGACUCCCCAACUCCCUGUGGAAAUUCUCCCCCAUCAACCAACACUACAAGGUGAGCGACACGUACCCCGCCGACCUGUUCGUGCCUCAGUCCGCCACGCCGCCCGUCAUCGUGGGGAGCUCCAAGUUCAGGAGCAGAGGCCGAUUUCCUACUCUGUCGUACUACUCCAAGGAAAAUCACGCCGCCAUCUGCCGCAGCAGCCAGCCGCUGUCGGGCUUCAGCGCUCGCUGCCUGGAGGACGAACAGAUGCUGGAGGCCAUCUUGAGGUCCAAUCCCCGCAGCGACUUCAUGUAUGUGGUGGACACCCGGCCCAAGGUGUACCAGCUGGACGUGUUCACAGCAGAGCCUCCAACACAUCCGGGCUCGGUGCUCGUUGGAGCACGGUCCGGAUUGUGUAACUCACAUCUGAACGCCAUCGCAAACCGAGCUGCAGGAAAAGGCUACGAAAACGAGGACAACUACUCCAACAUUAAAUUCCAGUUCAUCGGCAUCGAGAACAUCCACGUCAUGAGGAACAGCCAGCAGAAAAUGCUGGAGGUGUGUGAGCGGCGCUCCCCCUCCAUGUCCGACUUCCUGGAAGGUCUGGAGAGCUCCGGCUGGCUGAAGCACAUCAAAGCUGCUCUGGAUGCAGGCAUCUUCAUCGCCAAGGCUGUUGCAGAGGAGGGUGUCAGUGUCCUGGUGCACUGUUCAGACGGUUGGGACCGCACUGCCCAGGUGUGUUCAGUGGCCUCUGUGCUGCUGGACCCUCACUACAGGACCCUCAGAGGACUCAUGGUUCUCAUCGAGAAGGACUGGCUCUCCUUUGGACACAAGUUCUCUCACAGGUGCAACCACCUGGUGGGAGACCCGAAGGAGGUGUCCCCCGUCAUGGAUCAGUUCCUGGAGUGCGUGUGGCAGCUCAUGGAGCAGUUCCCCUGCGCCUUCGAGUUCAACGCCCGGUUCCUCAUCACCAUCCACAGCCACGUCUACUCCUGCCAGUACGGCAACUUCAUUGGCAACAACCAGCGGGAGAGGGUGGAGCUGGGGUUGCGUGAGAGGACUCACUCUUUGUGGAGUUAUCUGUGGAAGAACCAGACGGACUACAUCAACCCUCUGUACCGACCGGACCACAGCCAGACACAGGGGCUCCUCCGGCCCUCUACUGCCCCCUACUGCUUCAAGUCUUGGAGGGGGCUGUACAACCGGUUUGACCCCGGGAUGCACCCUCGACAGUCCGUGGAGGAUUACCUGAGCGCCAUCCAGCAGGAGACGCAGCAGCUGGAGGAGCAGCUGGCUUCACACAAACAGAAAAUUGCUCAGCUGGAGCAGGACCAGGACCAGGAGGGGAGCGUCUCAUUUGACACGAGCCCCACAGCGUGGGCUCUCGGCCGGGACCUGGGUCUGGCCAACACUCCUCAGGACUACACCGGGUGCUUCGUCCCCGGCAGCCCCCGCCAGCCGGAAUCAGCGAACGGCAGCCCGGUCUUCCCGACCCAGGACUCCAACCUGUCCAGCGGCAGCGACCAGGAGUCCGGGAUCGGCGAGGACAGCGCCAAGGACCCCGACUCCGACGAGGCCGCCUACUCGGCCGCCUGAGGCAAAUGUCGCGUCUGAUGGGAGGUGAAGCGGCGGCCGGCCGUCCACCGUGCCACUGAGCAGACCUCGGCAUCCACCGUGUGACCCAGAUCAGCUAUUGGCUUUAAACGUGUGCGUUCGGGUGACUCGCACUUUUGUUUACGUGUGCUGUGGCGGAUUCUCUCUGUUGCCACACGCAUAAGAGUUGACCGUUGUUUACUGUAGUGGACCACAUGUCACCCCUCGACUCCCUUUCCCCGGGGAGGAGCAACGCUGGAUAUCUCUCACUGUCACGUCUGUCGUUGAAGGCCGACUUAAUACACGAGAGUUAAUACACGAUAAGUUUCAUAUUGGAGACAUUUCAAGAUUUGAUUGAAGCCUCUGCAUGAAAAAACAAUCGAACAAAGUCAAGAGUGAGUUUACGAACAAUUCAAUUCAUAAUUCAAUGUAGGCGUGCAAGUGUGUCAACACAUCAAGCUAAAAAUGAACCAUUUAGCUGUAAUCCUUGUAAACGUAUGAAUAACAACCAGAGCUCCAAAGAGACAUAAUCACCACCUUAGUUGCAUUGUUUGUGCUUAAAGAUGGCAGAUGAUGAUGAUGAUAAUAAGGGAGAGGAGGGGGGGGACAUGACAGGUGUGUCGAUAAUGCAGGCUGUGUGUCACAUGGGGCUGAUUGGCAUUCAGAAUGACUCGCCUCCGUAGCAAAGAUUUGUUUUUCCUUUUUCUGUGAAAUGUUUUUGCUGAAUUUUAAAAUAGCUAAUAUUUCAAGUUAAAAAUGUCAAAGCAGCGCUGCCUCAACCCUAAAGGGCAUUUAUAGCCACUGAACCAAGCUCACUGAGCGCCUCACAGCGACCUCUGCUGGGGGGUCGGAGUCAUUACACUACAAUGACCCAGUGGGCAGUUGUGGUAGAUUGACACCUUGGGGGUCCACACACACCUGGGGUUUUUAACUUGAUGCACCAUGUCUUCGCUUUUAACUUUUAUUUGAACAAGCAAGUCAUUACAUUUCUUGCCACGAUAUUUAAAAAACUGAUUUGCUUCGAUCAAACAAAGGCAAUUUUCUUUUAUAUAAAAAAAGUGAGAGUGCUACUGAUGACUGAGCAUGCAGACAAACACAUUGCUGCUUUUGGGCUGCAGGUUACCGACUGACAUUUUGACUAUUGCCGUCAACUCAACUGUAAAUGUAUUGAAUUAGAACACAUUAGGUUCGCUCCAAUACUAACUGAACAACGCCAAGGGUAUCGAGCAAAGCAUGUUAAGAUUGUUGUACUAUGAUGUAUGUUUUUUUGACUACUUGCUUCAGUGCAUGUUUUUAUUUGUAUGAAAGGGAUUAGAAAUGUCCGGUCGUAUAAAGUCUGACCUCAUUUUAAAGAAAGAGCUUUAUGUUGCUGCGUUUGUGUUAAAUGUGGAAUAAGAGCGAAAUGUGUGCGUGUGUAAUUUGUUUAUUUUAAUUUUAAAUAAAUAAAUCCAUUCGUGUCAA